AUGCACAUCGAGACCCAGUCACUUUGGAUGACUGCGAAAGCCAAACUGGACAAGGUUGACCAGAAGCUUCUCGACUUUGACAGCGACGAUGGUACUAAGAGAACUCGAAAAAACGAGCAUGAUAUACUGGAGAGUCUCGAGCAAACUACUCGGCAAGCAUACGAUACAUGCAUUCACAGGAGAUGGCAAAUCACCAUCCCAGGAAAAGGAAAGAAAAUUAUCAUUCGUGACCUCCUGAGCAAAGUCGCGCACUGGGUCGAACUAUUCAAAUCAGUAGGCGAUCAGGUUGUGCAGUAUGACCCAUGCCAUGCUGCCUUACCGUGGGCGGGAGCUCGAUUUUUAUUGCAGAUCGCCAUCAAUGAUUUCAGCAAAUUCGAUUUCGUUGUGCAGGGGGCCGAAAGAAUCGCCAGAAUGACGGCACGUUAUAGAAUCAUCGAGCAAAUUUACGCUCAGAAAGGCUCAGCUGCCUCGGAGCAGCUCGAGGAGGCCAUUUUGGGGGUGUAUGGCUCGAUCCUGAAAUACCUCGUUGAGGCCAAACGGUAUUUUGAACAUAAAACAGGAGUGCGAAUCCUGAAAAGUGGGCUUCUUGGUCAGAAUGAUUUCCAAGAACUUUUGGAGAAAAUGGAAGCGAAUGAGAAAUUGGUAGACCGGUGCGCAAGCUUGGUUCAAGGUGAAAAGAUGGAGACAUUUCAUUCACUGCGAGAUACGCUCAGUCAGAUGGCACAGCCAAUCUCAGAGGUAUCCUUCCACUUGGACAAGUUCGAGGAUCAUUUGGACAGUAUACAGCGACGACAGAUGUUAGACUGGCUGUCUACUCAGCCAUACCUUGACCACCAUACCACAAUCAAAUCUAGGGUCCUGGAUGGAACAUGCCGAUGGGUUCUACAACAUCCAAGUUUCACUGAAUGGAAAUGUGAAAGCACAAACUCGCUGCUCUGGCUUCAUGGUGCUCAGGGUGCUGGCAAAAGCUGCUUAGCAUCGAUGGUCAUUGAUGAUGCAACGAAUGUCUCCAAUCAGAUUGAAGACUUCGCUCACGCCUACUUUUAUUGUUCACGCAACACUGCUGAGCCCCAACGUGGGAAUGCACAGAGUAUUCUUGGGAAAAUACACCUGGCAGAUGGUUCCACGAGAGCUCCCAGUUUGUGGGAAUGCCGUGAUUUAAUCAUUGAUCUAACAGAAGCCCAUUCCCGGACCACUAUUGUCAUAGAUGCUCUGGAUGAAUGUGGUAGGGAGGAGCGAGCAGAACUCGUCGAGGCACUUGAGUAUAUCAUCGACAACUCUGCUAGUCUCGUCAAGGUCUUUGUCACUUCACGCGAAGAGGGUGACUUGAGGUUAUCUAUCCAGGCGCACUCCGGGGUUCAGGUGACAUGGAUAGAGAAUGGGACCGAUAUCGAGAAAUUUGUGAAUUUUGAAACGGACAGGCUUAUUGCAAAGAACCAGCUGCUUGCCUCUAUCCGAGUCAAAGCGACAAAGGAGGAUUUGAAGGCAUUGAUCAAAGAAGAUACCAUUCACAAGGCUAACGGGAUGUUCCGUUGGGCCCAAUUGCAGCUGCAGAGUCUUCGUUGGAUUCGUUCGGAGAGGGACAUCAGACUUGCUAUGUCGACGAUCCCGCGUCCACUCAGUGAGCUAUACGAGGACCUCUAUAUAAAGGCACUCGAAAGCACCGAGGAAACAGAUCGAGCUUUGUUCCGAAACACGCUGAAAUGGAUGUUAUGCACGACACGGGUUUUCGGUUGGGAAGAUUUUUCUCUAGCUAUCACGGCCUUCGUGGAUAUUGAGGUAUACGAGAUUGAUGAAGAUUUCAUCCUAGAUCUUCUCAGCAAUUUCGUGGUCUCUCAGACAACCCAAGACGGGAACAGGACUUUCCGUUUCGCCCAUCUGUCAGUGCGAGAGUUUUUAGAAACAAAGCCGGAAUACUCCAUGGAAUCUAGCAACACCUUUGCCGCCGAGGUAUGCUUGUUGAAAUUGCUCGGAGCUUCUGGGUCGCCGAGUGCAGUACGGUUCCUCAGCAGACUGGGGCUCAAUGAUAAAGACACCGUAACUUUGUCAGAGAUUGACUCUUACAGGAAAGGCAUACAUGACUACUCCUUGCGAAAUUGGAAUGUACACUGCGUGCGAGCGGGGGAAGCAAAUCGAUCAGACGAGGAACUACGCAUUUUCCAUCUCUUACGCUAUUUUCUUUUUGAUGACUCGGAUUCGGACUGUCCACUGAAGUGUUGGGUACAUUCUCGCCAACGCCGCAAAAUGGAAGGCGUACGUGGAUUGCACCUUCGGCAGCUAUUGCAGAAUUACCAUCGAUCACGGGACCGGGGAGUUUUGCUUUCCUGCGUCUUCGGCUUCGGUGAAGUUCUUCGCACCAAUCACUACCAUGCGCUCGAUGAUGAUGUCAAAGAAGCAUGUAUUCUGGCGGCCGUGACACACUCCCAGUACUAUAUCUGGGAGUAUUUGAUGGGAGAAGCCAAGGACAAAUUACUUCAAAAGCGGGUUUUGAAUGUUCUAGUCGAAAAUCACCAUAUCGAGCCCCUCAGAUUGUUCUUGACUCUCAUCGAGCCUGACCUAAUUACCGUACCGGUCAUUAUGGAAGCUAACCGGGCAGGUAAAGAAAUGAUUGAGCUGUUGCUUGAUCAUAAUAAAAAUCUCCACAUUACGGCGGAGCUCAUUGAAGAAUCCAUGUCAUCUUACACGGCCAUUGAAGCAAUUCUCAGCCGGGCCCCCGAUAUCUUAAUCACCUCUGAGAUACUCAAGAAUGCUAUAGCCGACAUACCCAUCGAAAACCUGAGAGAGAUUCUUGACAAGAAUGAUGUAUCAAUCAUUACAUGUGAAGUUAUCGCAUCGGCUGCAUAUUACGGUUCUAGAGACGGUAUGCAAGCCAAACUAGAGCUUUUGCUGGAACGCGCUGGACAAGUCAAAGGGACCGAUAGAGCUAUGAUGCAAGCCAUUAGCUCUCACGAAAACUCUGAGGUGAUUGAGAUUCUUCUUAAUCACGGUUGGCCGGUAACAGAAAACGUUAUGGUGAAAGCUGCAACACGGGGGAAAGUUGCCCCUUUCAAGGUUAUGCUUAAGGCUGGUGGCCCAAUUACGUCAAAAGUCAUUGUUGGCGGAGCGCGAAAUACCAGUGAUGGAGCUCGAAUGGUUAAGCUACUUGUAUCCUUGAUGAACCGACCGUUAGAUGAUGAACUAUGGGUUCAAAUGAUGAUGCAAUGCGCUCAGAAUACAUGGGGGAAUCCCGAAACCCUUCAAGUGCUCCUUGAAAUGAAACCUGGUCUGAUGGUUCCAGAAGGGAUUUUGAUUGCUUGCACAGAAAAUUCCAUCAAAGGGAGCAUCAUCCUGGAUGUCAUUCUGGAGGAUAAACGAGAGAUUGAAGUUACCGAUGCAGUGAUCGCACAUGCAUUAAAAAAGUUGGACUACGACGAAACCAUAUCGAAACUUCUCGACCGACACGACUCAACAAAUAUUUCGAGCCAGAUGCUACUUGGGGCUGUUCAGAACCGUCGAUUCGCAGAUGAAAUGACAAAGCUUUUAUUGCAGCGAACCGCGACGAUUGAACGGCCAUCCUCGGUGGUUGUUGAUGCAGUCAUCCAUAACCAGUAUUCAGGUUAUAAAACACUGCAGAUGUUGGAGAACCGUUUCGGACAGCUUGAUCUCUGCGAGGCGAAUGUGAAAACUGCGGCCGAGUCUGGCAAUCACGCUAUGCUGACAUUGGUAUUGGACCGAUGCUCAACCACCGAAGCCACGCCAUCUGUUCUGUUAGCCGCCGCUACCAAGGGGAGUUUGGAGGUGAUGAAGCAUCUUUUGAAGCUAAACAACGCUGUUGUUACCCAAGAGAUUUUGAUUGGGGCAUCAGGAAAUUCCGAUUGUAGCAUUGACAUGCUCAGGGUGCUUUGGAAGUUUGCACCACACAUCGAGGUGUGCCCUGAGAUGUUUCUGAAUGCUACAUAUGCGGCGGAUGUUGAGUUUCUUUUUUCUCGGGUGAAAGAUUCACAAUUGUGCCAGGAUAUUCUAAAUGCAGUGAUGACAACAACAGAGACACCUAGCGAUUGGGGUGAUUGGGUAUCUGGGCCUACAUUAAAUCUCAUCCUUGACAGUGGGUUUGAAAUUGCAGUGACUGAUGGACUUAUUGUCGAUGCCUUAAAAGCCGGCCGGGGGUGGCUUUUGAAGACUUUGUUUGCCCACCGAAAAGAUAUUGAAGUGUCACAAGAUAUGGUAAACACAGCAAUCGAGCUAGCAGUCAAGCUGGAGGACUAUCGACCCCUACAAGUGUUGGUCAAGUAUGGGAAUUCGCGUGAAUUGAACCUGCAUGAUGCAAGAGUUAUCCUCGAUAAUUUCCUAUGGGGUUUUAGCAAGGAUUGA
Messenger RNA from Penicillium crustosum, 4350 nucleotides. Its product is annotated as Galactose oxidase/kelch beta-propeller. The record is from RefSeq and is a predicted model, not a curated record. Lineage: Eukaryota; Fungi; Ascomycota; Eurotiomycetes; Eurotiales; Aspergillaceae. The coding region runs from base 1 to 4350 and encodes 1449 amino acids. The transcript is spliced from 6 exons.